Molecule: messenger RNA, 707 nt
Organism: Wyeomyia smithii (pitcher-plant mosquito)
Lineage: Eukaryota; Metazoa; Arthropoda; Insecta; Diptera; Culicidae
Product: endocuticle structural glycoprotein SgAbd-2-like
Exons: 2
Coding region: 57-494 (145 amino acids)
Cellular component (GO): chitin-based extracellular matrix
Molecular function (GO): structural constituent of chitin-based larval cuticle
Source: RefSeq, a predicted model, not a curated record
AGUUUUAACCGAUCAAUUCGUUACAUUUCACCCGUACCUUAAGCCCAGCUGUAAAAAUGAAACUUUUCAUCACAUUGUCUACCCUGCUGGCCACAGUCUUAGCCAUUGAGUAUCAUCAUGUGGAACACAAACACAUUCCGAUUGUCCACAGUGAAUCCUAUCACGGGCAUGAUGGAAGUUUCAAGCAUGGUUACGAGUCAGGCAAUGGAAUUUCCGUCCAGGAGCAGGGAUACGUGAAGAAUGCUGGAGCGGGCAAGGAUCACGAGACCAACGUUGUUCACGGAUCGUACUCUUACGUCGACCCGCAUGGUGUCCCCGUAUCUGUGAGCUACACUGCCGAUGAAAAUGGUUUCCAGGCUCAUGGAUCUCAUAUCCCCACACCUCCGCCACUACCGAAAGCUCUAGUGGAAGCGUACGCCAAAGCUGGAAGCCAUCCUGACAGCCACAGCGAAGUUCAGCACUAUAGCAAGCCAGACCUCUACAAGCACUACUAAAUAGUUGCAUGCAUAGAAAUGACUUCUGAGGUUCGCUUUCACUGGAAGUCAGGGUACCAAUCAAGAGAAAAAGACUGCCCAACUGCAGCAGCUUUCAAUGUGAUAUCUUUUCGUUCGGCCCAGAGGGCCGCUCGAAAAGAUUCGACUCGUUUUAUUUUUGUAGAAAAUAUAUAGUCAAAUAACGAACGAACAUUAGUAACAAUUAAAACCAAA